Molecule: messenger RNA, 2306 nt
Organism: Anoplopoma fimbria (sablefish)
Lineage: Eukaryota; Metazoa; Chordata; Actinopteri; Perciformes; Anoplopomatidae
Gene: klhl43
Product: kelch-like family member 43
Exons: 6
Coding region: 1-2085 (694 amino acids)
Cellular component (GO): nucleus; cytoplasm
Molecular function (GO): protein binding
Source: RefSeq, a predicted model, not a curated record
AUGGCGCCAAAGAAGAAGGCCUCCCGCCAGAAGAAGCCCGCCGUGGACACCGUCCCUCAGGUAGCCAUGGAGACCAUCCCGGCCCAGCUGAAGGUUGAGAGCCGUGGUGACGGUGUGGUGGUGGUGGACAGCGUGGUGAAGAAGAUCGAGCAGAUGGCGGCGCUGGACAUCGCCCAGCUGAACAGCCUCAACCUGCCGCUGCCGCCGCCGGUCAUCAAGCCCGGGGAGCGAGGCCUCGGUCUGGGCAGCGAGCUGACCCGACCCCUGCACGGCAACGCCCUGCUGGAGGAGCUCAGCAAGAUGCGGCAGGAGAAGUUCCUGACUGAUCUGGAGUUGGCUUGUAAGACGAAAGCCUUUGACGUCCACAAGCUGGUCAUCUCCUCCAUCAGUCAGUACUUCAGAGAGAUUCUGGCCAAAGACCCGGGCAUGAAGCGCCUGGAGCUCCCCUCCCUCUCACCUCUUGGCCUGGCUAACGUCAUCACCUUCGCCUACCUGGGUCGCGUCCACAUGUCCCUGUACACCAUCGGCUGCACCGCCUCGGCCGCCGUCACCCUGCAGAUCCCUCAGCUCCUCAAGAUGUGCAUGGACUUCCUGCUGGCCGAACUCAAUGUGCAGACCUGCGUCUACAUCUGGAACAUCGCCGCCGCUUACGGCCUGUCGUCGGUGAGCGACGCCGCCCGCCGCUUCGUCCUGGAGAACUUUGUGCAGUUCGCGGACACGCCGUUGUUCAACCAGCUGACCAUGGAGCAGAUCUCCGCCUUCCUGCAGGAAGACUAUCUGCUGUUGCCUUCAGAGGUCACUGCCUUCCAGUUGGCCAUGAGGUGGCUCGACUUUGACGCCUCCCGUCAGGCUCACGCCGCUGAGCUGCUGUCUCACAUCCGCUUUGAGACGAUCCCAGCCAGCGAGCUGGUGAGCCAGAUCCAGCCGGUGCCCCGCAUGAUGAUGGACCCGCACUGUCACCGCCUGCUGGUGGACGCCAUGAACUACCACCUGCUCCCCUUCCAGCAGAACACCCUGCAGUCCCGACGCACGCAGGUCCGAGCCAGUCAGCAGACUCUGCUCACCGUCGGUGGUCGACCUUCGCUCACAGAGAGAGCUCUCAGCCGCGAGGUGAUGUGGAGGGACCCUCGGGAGGGAGCAGCCACCUGGCGUCACCUCACCCAGCUGCCAGCGAAGAGCUUCAACCAGUGUGUGGCUGUGAUGGACGGCUUCCUGUACGUGGCCGGAGGGGAGGACCAGAACGACGCUCGCAACCAGGCCAAGCACGCCGUCAGCACCCUCAGCAGAUAUGACCCUCGCUUCAACACCUGGCUCCACCUGGCCAGCAUGCGACAGCGCCGCACCCAUUUCUCUCUGACAGCCAGCGGCGGCCGCCUGUUCGCCAUCGGCGGCCGCAACGUGGAGGGUCUGCUGGCCACCACCGAGAGCUACCUGCCCUCCUCCAACACCUGGCAGAUGCGGGCUCCCAUGGAGGUGCCCCGCUGCUGCCACUCCAGCGCCACCCUGCCCUCCGGAGACAUCCUGGUGACCGGCGGGUACAUCAACUGUGCCUACUCACGCUCCGUGGCGUGCUACAACGUUGACACCGACGCCUGGAGCGAGAAGGCCCCCAUGGAGACACCCCGCGGCUGGCACUGCUCCGCCGCCCUCGGAGGAAAGGUGUACGUGGUGGGAGGGAGCCAGCUGGGGCCCGGCGGUGAGCGGGUGGAUGUGCUCUCCGUGGAGGUCUUCUCUCCGGAGAGAAGCGGCUGGACCCGGGCCGCCCCUCUCCUCCUCGGUGUGAGCACCGCCGGCCUGUCCCCGCUGGCCGACAAGCUGUACCUGCUGGGAGGCUGGAACGAGGCGGAGAAGCGCUACAAAGCUGCCGUCCAGAAGUACGACCCGGCCACAGACAGCUGGUCCGUGGCAGAGGAUCUGCCCGAGCCCACGGUGGGAGUGUCCUGCUGCACCUUGACCCUGCCACCCCGCCACGCGCCACGCCGACAGCAGCACCGCAACACCCCGGCCCACGAAGAGCAGCAGCAGGCCGGGAAGAACCGGAGCAGAGAGAGCAGCACGGCUCCUUCCCAAACCGUCACCGCAUAGAGACAGGAAGCACUGGAGAGACUAGAGGAGAGAAAGGCUGGUUCAACCCCUGGAGAACAUCUGGAUCAUCUCUGCUUUUCAUUCUGUUUAUUUAUAUAUUGCUUCAUACAGAAUGAAACACCGUGUGUAUGUGGAAAAGUGAAUCUACUUAAAACUGAAUUCAAAAUGCAUUUUUAUCUGUAAAUAAUAAAGAAUUUUGGAUAGAAGAAUAGAAAUAAAAA